Phaeoacremonium minimum UCRPA7 is the source of this 585-nucleotide messenger RNA. RefSeq names its product putative pisatin demethylase protein. The record is from RefSeq and is a predicted model, not a curated record. The transcript has a single exon. Gene Ontology annotation, molecular function: oxidoreductase activity, acting on paired donors, with incorporation or reduction of molecular oxygen; monooxygenase activity; heme binding. NCBI's taxonomy places the organism in Eukaryota, Fungi, Ascomycota, Sordariomycetes, Togniniales, Togniniaceae. The coding region runs from base 1 to 585 and encodes 194 amino acids.
AUGCUGGGGUCCUUCCUAGCACAUGGCCUGACACGGGAAGAAGCAGAGGGCGAGACUCUGGUGCAGAUCAUCGCAGGUUCCGACACGACCGCCACAGCCAUCCGCACGACACUGCUGUACCUCAUUGCAUCGCCCUUGGCCUACGGGAAGCUGACGCAGGAAAUCCGGACGGCGGCAUCGGAAGGCCGGCUCUCUAACCCAAUCACCGACGCCGAAGCGCGCACGCUGCCGUACUUGCAGGCAGUCAUCCGGGAGGGGCUGCGGGUGCAUCCGCCUGUCGUCGGGCAUAUGGGCACAACUGUCCCUAAAGGCGGCGAUGUCAUCCUCGGCGUCCCUGUGCCUGAAGGGACGGAUGUUGGUUGGGCGGCGUUCGGCGUACAGCACAACAAGGCUAUAUAUGGAAGUGACGCGAUCAUGUUCCGACCCGAACGGUGGUUGGACGCCUCGGAGGCCCAACUCAAGACGAUGACGAGUACCUGGGAGCUUAUUUUCAAGUAUGGGAAAUGGCAGUGUUUAGGGAGAUCAGUCGCACUGCUUGAGCUAAACAAGAUCUUUGUCGAGGUAAGCAAACUCCAAGCCCACUGA